UAAGAAAGAGUCCAUUUGGGAACGUGAUAUACGUUCUUCUAGUAGACAGUAUUGUUGCUACAGAGUGGACUAAGACAGUGAAGUCUUGUCAGUUUCUAUUGAAGGCAUGUAAAAAGGGAAUUCCUGGUCAAGAGGGUGUCUUUCAAUUUACAAUUGAUGGCAAAACAUACAUCCUAAGAUCUUUUCUUGAAGAGUUAUCAGUAAUGUAUGGCAUUCCGUGUAACAUGGAACAAGGGAGGAUAUAAGAGUCACUGUUAGAGUCCAAAAGUAUAAGUGAUUGCAGAUAUGGAAGGUUCUACAAAACUCACAAAUUCUCCACCGUAAAAUAAAAAACUUGAAAUAAAAAAUACAGAAUUUGAAAACUAAGAUCCCAGAGUUGAAAACUAAAACCCAUAAUGAAGAUCUUGUUACAAUGAUUGGACUUUUCUUCUUGUCCACACUUUUCUUACUACUGGUGAUAGAGGUUCCAUCCACUGUAAGUACAUAGGAUGCUUAGAGUCAGUAGGUAGAGCCUUCUGGUCUCACUUGAUUCACAAGCAUAUCAUGGAAAGUGUAGCAAGAGAGUCUACUAAAGGAUGUUACAUGUACUUAUUGGUUUGGCUUGCUAAGCAUUCCACAUUGAUACCUCAGUGGAGAGCGGAAGAAAAAGACGACGAGAAACUUUACCGUCCCAGAUUUGCAAGGUGGAAAAUCAAAGAUAUUUGCAAAGCAUUUGGAUAUGAAUGUUUCUCAGUUUGGAGAGUUGAACAAAAAAUAAUGAAUCAACUGAGGAUGAAGACGAAGGUUGAGAUGCUUGAAGAGGAAUAUGAUAAUAUGACCAAGGAGAUAGAAGCUCUGAAAGAUAAAUAUGCUGAAGAGUUGAGAACAGUAAAAUCUAAAUAUGCUGCAAAGGUUAAAAGAAUGAAGCAAAACCAUGCAGGUGAAAUAGUAGAUAUAGAAGUGAAACAGAAUGAACUGGAAGAAAAGCUUGCAGAAAUGAUAGUUGGAAAGGACUCUUUUCAGAAAAAGAUGGACUCCCUUGCUACAAACUUGAAAUCAAAGAUAGCUGAAGUUGAUGACAUUAUGCGAAGAGAAGGCUUCGAAAGUGUGAUCAAAUACAUGACAAAUUUGACAACAAAGUUCUUACAACGGCCUUUCCAAACUGAGUACCAAAUGGCAUUGUUGUCUGAUCAACUUAGAGAUGAAUUAAAUGCUAAUAUUCAAGUUGAUAAUGGAGUUGAAAUGCAAAAUGAAGGUGAUAAUGAUGUACUCGAACUGCAAAACAAAGUGAAUGUUGAAAAUCAUCAAGGUGAUAAUCAUAGAUUAGAAAUUGAACAAGAUAGUACUGUUCCUGGUAACAAUGAAUAA
Messenger RNA from Papaver somniferum (opium poppy), 1347 nucleotides. RefSeq names its product centrosomal protein of 131 kDa-like. The record is from RefSeq and is a predicted model, not a curated record. The transcript is spliced from 3 exons. NCBI's taxonomy places the organism in Eukaryota, Viridiplantae, Streptophyta, Magnoliopsida, Ranunculales, Papaveraceae. The coding region runs from base 544 to 1347 and encodes 267 amino acids.